CCAAUAUAUGAGAGUACAAGUUACUUACUAACCUGUACAGCUACAGUAAACACUACAAUAGUGAAUACACCAGUAACUGCUAGUGUAGUAUGGACUGAUCCAAGUAGUAAUGUAAUACCAACUAAUGAAGCAAGACGUCAAGUGAUACCUCCAACUGGUAACAAUCUUGUAAGCAUGCUAUUGUUUCAACCUAUCGAUACUGGUCUUAAUAAUGAUGGAGGAACAUAUACCUGUCAAAUGAUCAUCAAUUCUGGUAACUCAUUAAUAGCAUCAAGUCAACCUACUGAUACUACCCUCCCUGUUACUGUUGAAAGUCUUCCUCCAAUGACAGUAGAUUUUUCAUCAGUUGGUUCAGUUGAAGUUGGUCAGAGUCUAACUAUAACAUGUACCAUAACAACAGUUGAGAGAUUAGUAGUAACACCAAUGGUUACUUUCAUUAAAAUGAAUGAUACAGAUAUGGAAAUGCUCUCUAGCUUAAAUAGACCAUACAGUAUCACAACAGAUGAUACUGGUUCAGUUACUAACUAUACUCUAAUAUUGGAUCCAGUGAGGUUUGAAGAUGCUGGAAUGUAUACAUGUAUGGCUGAGUUUAAUGUAACUGGUGCGAAUGAUACCAAUGAUCCUAGCACUGCUACUUAUGAUUAUCAAGAGGCUAGUGAUGUCUUUAAUUUAACUGUUGACUUUCCACCAGUGAUUGUUACCAUAUCAAAAGAACGGGAUGAUACAUUAUAUGCAGGGACACCAUUCUUCAUCAAAUGUGACAUAAUGUUAGAUCCAUUAGUUACUAUACCAGUGACUGUCACUAAUCAAUGGACUCACAAUAAUACUAAUGUUCCUAUUGGUUCUGAUACUAUUACUGAGGGUCUCAAUAUGAUUGAUGCAUUAAAUUAUAAUGCAACAUUAAUGUUCUAUCCAUUGGAUAAUGCUAAUGACACUGGAAUGUAUAGUUGUAAUGUUGAAGUGACUGCUCCUAAUAGUUACAUGUAUCUCAGGAAUACAUCAGCUAGUGCUAAUAUUUCCAUUACAGUUGUUGCUACUCCAGUGCCAGUAGUAGAGAUAAUAUCUAUGGGUAUUGCUGAACCUGGUGAAGAAUACAUGUUAAAUUGUACAGUGACAGUUGUUGAUAGACUCAUAGUCUCACCAGUGAUAACAUGGACUAAGAGAUCAGCUAACAAUGCUAUUAGUGUACCUCCAGUUUUUAUGACUGUAUCUAAUGUAAUGAGUUCUCUUUAUUUGAACUUCUCUUCUCUCAAUACUUCCGAUGCUGGUCUGUAUACUUGUGAAGCCUCCAUUAAUGUUAGUCAGAUAUCCAUGGUAGCAAGGAAUAAUGACACAUCAAACUUGCCCUUAGAAAUUCCUAUUCCAUCUGUUGGUGUGAGUCGAUCAAAAAAGAAUUAUUUCUUUGCUGGCAGUAACCUGAUACUAAUAUGUGAUAUCAGUGUUGAUCCUAACAUUGAUACACCAUUCAUUGUUAAUGUAACCUGGAACAUGACUGAUCAACCAAUCAUGAGUAGUGGGGAUUUUGCUACUGAUCCUAAUUCAAUGGUGCUUGCUGAUACAGAUCGUGUUAAUAUCAGCUCUGUUAUGAUGAGAUCAGGUUUCAAUGAGUAUAGAUCAAUUGUUAAUUUCACUACAUUGAGCAGUACUGAGGAUUCAGGAACAUAUACAUGUAUUGUUACUAUAGUACCAGCUCCAGCUUAUAAAUAUGUUACGACUUCCGACACUAAUUAUAUGAAUGUUAACUUAACGGUUACUGAUCCAGUGAUUGGAGAAUUUUCUACUUCUCCCAAUUCAUUUCUGGGUCUGGAGACAUCAUGUCCUGAUUCAGACCCAUAUGAUAACUUUACUCUUACCUGUACAGCGACUAAACCAACCAUAGUAAUACCAAACCUGGUAAUAGCAUGGACACAUAAUGGUACAAUAGAAACUGGUACUGUGACUACUACUGGAGAGAAUAUGAUUACCACUGUUACUAAUACAUUGAGUUUUACUACCAGUACUGCUUCUGAUUCUGGUACUUAUAGAUGUACUGCUAGUAUUACUAUACCUGAUUCAACUGAUAUUGCUACUAGUGAGGAAAGUAUUGUGGCUAUAAGAUGUAAGUGCCUAUAA
Amphimedon queenslandica is the source of this 2112-nucleotide messenger RNA. RefSeq lists its product as uncharacterized. NCBI's taxonomy places the organism in Eukaryota, Metazoa, Porifera, Demospongiae, Haplosclerida, Niphatidae. The record is from RefSeq and is a predicted model, not a curated record. Bases 175 to 2112 code for a protein of 645 amino acids. The transcript is spliced from 6 exons.